AUGGAAGCCUUUCUUUUCCAUUUCCUAGCCAUCGUUGCCUUCAUGAUCAUCCUUCACAAAUAUUUAGGGAAAAGGUCAAGGCCCAAAAGCCCCCAGCCCCCUGAACCAUCUGGUGCUUUACCCAUCAUUGGCCACCUCUAUAUGCUGCUAAGGGGUGGAGUAACCCUUGCCCGAUCACUUAGUGCCUUUGCCGACAAACAUGGCCCAAUUUUCACAAUUCGUCUCGGCGUUCAUAGAGCCUUUGUAGUGAGCAGCUUGGAUGUGAUCAAGGACUUCUUCACCAUCCACGACAAGGUCUUUGCCACACGCCCACCAACUGCUGCAGGCAAGUACAUGGGCUACAAUUAUGCUUUCUUCACAUUUGCCCCUCAUGGCCCCUAUUGGCGUGAUAUCAAGAAGAUGGUCACCCUUGAACUCCUCUCCAAGAAUCGACUUGACAAGCUCAAGCACAUAACAGCGGCUGAGGUUGAUAGAUGCAUCAAAGAGUUGUAUUCAUAUUGGGCUGAGGAUAAGGGUGGUGCUGCUCCAGUUCCGGUGGAGAUAGAUCGUUGGUUCUGUCGCUUGAAUUUCAAUGUUAUCACCAAGAUGAUCGCAGGGAAACGAUAUUUCAAUACCUUUGAUGAUGCCAAAGAUAAGAAUGAAGCUCAGGAAUUCGAGGAAAAUAUUGAGGAACUUGUAAGGUUGAGUGGGAUCCUCGUCCCGUCGGAUUUGGUGCCUUACCUUGAAUGGAUGGACUUGCAAGGACAUUUGAAAGCCAUGAAAUCUGUUGCGAAGAAACUUGACAUUCUAAUUGGGAAGUGGCUGGAAGUUCAUCUUCAUCUUGAUAAGAAUAAGCAGAAACUUUCAUCAGGUGAUGAUGAUGCACAGGAGGACUUUAUAGACCUGAUGCUAUCAGUAUUGCCUGAGGAAAAAUUGAUGCAUGGUUAUGACCGUGAUACUGUCAUCAAAGCAACUGUACUGGUAUGUCUAAGUCAUUUUAGAGUCAAGAUCAUAUUCAUGUACGAGAACCAUACUAGCACACCUGUGAUCAACACAUGGACUCCACUUAGUCCAGAGGCCUAG
Messenger RNA from Macadamia integrifolia, 1062 nucleotides. RefSeq names its product cytochrome P450 CYP82H23-like. Gene Ontology annotation, biological process: defense response to other organism. The transcript has a single exon. Lineage: Eukaryota; Viridiplantae; Streptophyta; Magnoliopsida; Proteales; Proteaceae. Gene Ontology annotation, molecular function: oxidoreductase activity, acting on paired donors, with incorporation or reduction of molecular oxygen; monooxygenase activity; heme binding. The coding region runs from base 1 to 1062 and encodes 353 amino acids. The record is from RefSeq and is a predicted model, not a curated record.